AAUACGAUAUUGUGUCUAGUCAAUGAAAAAAUGUGUUGAAAGUGAUUCUAGAAUAAAAUUAUAACCAUGAUUCAUUGACAUUUCGUGACUCAAAUUGUUACAUGUGGUUUAACUUUCUUUGUUUCACUCUGAAGUACAAAAAAUUGAAUUAUAAUUUCAUUCGCAUUUAUUUUAUUGCAAUAAUAACUUAAAUUGUGCCCUCUACCAUGUCGGUGCAAGUAGUAACUUCAGAUUUCGUCGAAGUCGACAUCACAAACUCCUUAAAUGACAUCGUUUGCAUGCAAAAGAGAUUCCCCAAAUCAAUCACAAUUUCCGAUUUCAAAUCAAAACUAGAAAUGAUAACAGGAGGCACAGCUAACAAUAUGAUUUUACAAUUACUAAAGAGAAAAGAUGAUCUAGUAUGUCUUCUCGAUAAUGAUAAUGCAUUAUUAGGAUCUUAUCCCAUAGAAAAUGGUAUGUUAAUUCAUGUGAUAUCAGACGCUUCAUACAUUGUAGAAAACGUGGAGAAAUUUGAAUUAUCUAAAGAGGAAUACACUAAAAGAUCAGAUACUGUCCAUAGUUUUCUCAAAAACAAUAAACUAGGUAAAUAUGAUGAAAAUCGGCAGAAAGAACUUGAAGAACAAUCUAAGGCUAAAGAAUUAGCACUAGAAGAAAAACUUAAAACAAUAAAUAUUGGAGGCAGGUGUCUGGUGCAAGUCAAAGGGCAUCCAUCAAGAAAGGGCACGGUUAUGUAUAAAGGAGAAGUUGAGGGACUAGAUGGCAUAUUUGUUGGAGUGAAAUAUGAUGAGCCGCUGGGGAAAAAUGAUGGCUCUUUUAAUGGAAAGAGAUAUUUUGAAUGUGCAAUGAAAUAUGGUGGUUUUGUUAAACCGGCACAUGUGGAUGUGGGAGAUUAUCCUGAAGAUGAAUUAGAUUUGGAAGAAAUUUGAAUAACAAUUACUAAAGAAUCGAGAAUACUUUUCACAGUAUUAAGUGAAAUGCAAAGGUUUAAGCAUGAU
Ctenocephalides felis (cat flea) is the source of this 995-nucleotide messenger RNA. RefSeq names its product tubulin-folding cofactor B-like. The coding region runs from base 207 to 926 and encodes 239 amino acids. Gene Ontology annotation, molecular function: alpha-tubulin binding; microtubule plus-end binding. Gene Ontology annotation, cellular component: nucleus; microtubule plus-end; cytoplasm. The record is from RefSeq and is a predicted model, not a curated record. NCBI's taxonomy places the organism in Eukaryota, Metazoa, Arthropoda, Insecta, Siphonaptera, Pulicidae. Gene Ontology annotation, biological process: post-chaperonin tubulin folding pathway; tubulin complex assembly; cytoplasmic microtubule organization. The transcript has a single exon.